Molecule: messenger RNA, 1872 nt
Organism: Neltuma alba
Lineage: Eukaryota; Viridiplantae; Streptophyta; Magnoliopsida; Fabales; Fabaceae
Product: fatty alcohol:caffeoyl-CoA acyltransferase-like
Exons: 2
Coding region: 170-1516 (448 amino acids)
Molecular function (GO): acyltransferase activity, transferring groups other than amino-acyl groups
Source: RefSeq, a predicted model, not a curated record
UUCAUUUUCCUUUCUCGAUGUCAUUAUUCGUUCUCCGAAAUCUUCUCUCUUGACUUCGUGUCACAAUCUAAGCCAUUCUAAUCAGUUUCGCAAGUGUGUAUAUAUAUAUAUAGAUCAGCAAAGGUAAACAGCACGCACAUAUUCAUAUUUUGAAUACACAGACAAGAGGAUGGGAACUAUUUGCCAAGAAGUUCCUCCUUUGCCUCAGGAUCUGAAGGUGAGGAUCCAAAACUCGUGCAUGGUUUUUCCAUCCAAACAAACGGAGAGAAGGUCCAUGUUCUUGUCAAACAUAGACAAGGUCCUCAAUUUCGACGUUGAAACUGUUCACUUCUUCGCAUCCCAGGAGGAUUUCCCUCCGGACAUUGUAGCUGAGAGGCUGAAGAGGGCGUUGGCCGAUGCUUUGGUGCCUUAUGACUUCUUCGCCGGAAGACUGAAGCUCAACUCUGAAACCGGUCGGUUGGAGAUAGACUGCAACGGUGCGGGAGCUGGGUUUGUGGUGGCUUCCAGUGACUUGGAGUUGGAUCAGAUAGGAGACUUGGUCUACCCUAAUCCAGCUUUUGCUCAGUUAGUUCAUAAGAAUAAGGAUUUUCUCAAACCGGGUGAUCAGCCACUGUGUGUUUUCCAGCUGACGUCCUUCAACUGUGGCGGCUUUGCGAUUGGGAUCUCAACCAGCCACACCACUGUCGACGGCAUUAGCUUCAAGAUCUUCUUGGACAACCUUGCCGCUUUCGCCGCCAACAAGCCCUUGGCCGUGACCCCUUCCCACGACAGGCAUCUCCUGGCCGCUCGAUCCCCGCCACGUGUUCCCUUCAGCCACCCCGAGCUCCUCAAUCUCGGUAACCUCCCCGUCACGGGCCCCGAGUCUGGAGUAUUCGAAGCCUCCUCUGAGCACCUCGAUUUCAAGAUCUUCCGUUUAACCGCCCACAACAUCAACCACCUCAAAGCCGAGGCCAAGGCCAAUGCCACUGGAGCCGCCCGCAUCACCGGCUUCAACGUCGUCACCGCUCUCGUGUGGAGGUGCAAGGCGUUAUCCGCGGGAGAUGAUCCGAAUCGGUCGUCGACUAUGCUGUAUGCUGUGGAUAUUAGGUCGCGACUGAAUCCUCCGCUGCCGAAGGCCUACGCCGGAAACGCGGUAUUGACUGCGUAUGCGACGGCCAAGUGUGAGGAGUUGAAGCGAGGUCCCUUUGGUCGGUUGGUGGAGACGGUGAGUGAAGGCGCGGUGAGAAUGACGGAUGAGUACGCGAGAUCGGUGAUAGACUGGGGGGAGCUGUACCAUGGUUUUCCGAACGGUGAGGUGCUGGUGUCGUCGUGGUGGAGGCUAGGGUUUGCAGAGGUGGAGUAUCCAUGGGGAAAGCCUAGGUAUAGUUGUCCAGUGGUGUAUCACAGGAAGGAUAUUAUCCUCUUUUUCCCCCCAGAUGAUGAGGCUGAAGGCGGCGGUGGCGUUAAUGUUUUGGUGGCACUUCCUCCCAAGGAAAUGCAGAAAUUCCUCAAACUCUUCCAUGAGUUCUUGAAUUGAUAGAGAUCAUUGGAUGAACAUCUUCUCAUAAUUUAUUCUUUUACAUAUAUUUAUAUGCAUAUAAGUAUUAUAAAUACGUGAUUACUGGCACAAUUGAUGAUGAUAAUCCCUGGGUGUAAUUGUAGAAUAAGCUAUAAGGAUGCUAAGAAGAAAUAUAUACUAGAUAAUUAUUGCAGAUUUUCAGCUGCUUUCUACGAAGGUGGAGCUUCUCAUGGCGUCGAGUCAAGGCACUGGGCAUGAGUUCCCAUGCAUUGCCUGUGAGCAAAAGGAUUUUCUUCACAACUGUUUGUACAGUUACUUGGAUAAGUUCUUGUGAAAUACGCUUUCAAUAUAUAAAAAUUUCCCAGGUAUGCCAA